Messenger RNA from Trichoderma gamsii, 1368 nucleotides. RefSeq lists its product as hypothetical. Bases 1 to 1368 code for a protein of 455 amino acids. NCBI's taxonomy places the organism in Eukaryota, Fungi, Ascomycota, Sordariomycetes, Hypocreales, Hypocreaceae. The record is from RefSeq and is a predicted model, not a curated record. The transcript has 4 exons.
AUGCCUCCCAGAUCUACCUUGACCUCGUCCUUUUCCAUCACAGACUCUCAGAAUGAGGUCGUCUGCCCGCUCCGAAACCAGGACGGCUCAAGCUGUCGCAAACGAUGCAUCGGCGAAAAGAGAUACCGCUCCAUGCAGGAGCAUAUUCGCCGUGCGCAUCCUGAGCAUUACAUCUCCAAGCUUCCCGCUACUGAGGAAAGCUUCCUGCUCAUGAUCAACACCCCGGCGCAAGACCGCCGCCAGGAUGGAACGCCAACCACAGCUGCUUCCAGUUUCCACGAUCGCCAUUCAUUCUAUAGGGACGAAUCGAGCAAUCCCGGGACGCCGCGGCACGAUGACCAGCCACUGCCCGGCACCAGCUCCAUUCUCGGAACCGCCAGUGCAGCAGCCGCCCUGGCUGAUUUAAAGAGGGAAUCCGACAUGGAGGGAUACUAUUCCGACCUGGAUGCUCGGCGCAGGCCUAGAAAGUCCAUUGAGCUGCCGCCCAUCAACUUCAACAACAUCACGAGCGAUCCGUUUUCCAACAGGCCUCGCGAGAUUCUGCCUUCUCUUCUAAACGUCUCACCACCCGGGCGAUCCUCCACUUUACCUCCACUCCAGCGCCCAUUGGGACCUAGCCGGCCUCGCAAGCAGUCAAUAUCCAAGAAGAAUCGCGAAUCCCAACACAAGAAGAAGCCCUCGCGCGGCACUGCGGCAGAUUGGCUACGGCGCAUCCAAAACGAAAGCAUCGGGCCCGGCGGCCGCGAUCGAAAGGCUCUCUCUGCCGAGCCUUCCGCCGACUAUGGCAAACGCUGGGAGGAUCUGAUUGAUGCGGCGGACCAGGCCGCAUCUGCAGCGGGCGACGUCAACGAGGACCGCACUCCGGUAAGCCGCGCUGACGAGGAGAAAUGGGCUCAUCUAUGUUCCACAGCAGUAUCUCUAACUCUGUCAAAGAUGCCUCAAUCCCCCGUCUCAAUCCACCGGGCAUCUCUGCCUCCCUUCAGCCACCCCCAGUUCCACUCCGCCGCCAGCAACAAUUACCAAGCUUCUCCCUUGCAGCAAGCCCUGACACCGCCCUCGUACAAUCAGGAUGUGAUUGAGCCUUUCCCGUCCGUUGAGAGCGGCGAGAGCGGAGAAAACUUCCACAUUGGGUCUCGCGGGUUGCCCGACUCUUCUCCGACCUACAACUCGCAAAACAUCCAAAUCUACUGUGCUGCCUGUCAUGGCAUUUCUCUGCUCAAGAAUUCGUAUGCCUGUACGGAAUGCAUCUGCGGACUGUGCUCGAGCUGCGUCGAGGUUCUCAUGUCUGAGCAUGGAGCCCGGAGAAAGUGCCCUCGCUGUGCCACAAUUGGCGGCCGCUACAAGCCCUUCCAAUUGGACAUUAGAUGA